UCACUCUGGAACCCCCCACCCUUGUCAUGUUCUGGAACCGGAUUAGUCACCUCAGUAACAGCUGGGGGUGGGGCAAUCAGGUAGGCAUCAUGCUGGGGGCCCACCAGCGCUCCAUGUUCACCAACGCCUGCAUCAGCCCCUCCCUGGACCCCAGCGGCCGGGCACCUGGCACCCUCUACCAGAAGAAGGGAAGAGUGCACCUGCUAGGGCUGCUCUCAGGUUCUUGUCCCCAAGAGGAGGAGGUUUUCAAUUCUGGUGAUGGAAUCGUGGUCUUGAUGAGGAAAGGGAAGAGGAAAGGGUCACCCAGAGGCCCCCCCUCAGGGAGAAGAGACAGCCUGGCCCCACAGUGCAAGAUGCAGGAGCCAUGUGAGAGUGACACCUCUGACGGAGACCAGGACUCGGCCUUAUCUGCAGGGCGGCAGAGAGACGUUCCUGAGGACACCCUUUCCUCCAAGCCAGCUCCCUCCUGCACUCAUGAUCCCUUGCCCCACAGUCCCUGCCCCUCCUUCCCCUUCCAGUGGAUGUGGGAGGAAUUCUCACUUAAUGGUCAUGCCCCCCUCCCAGCCCCUUCCCUGGACAAGGCCAAGAAGGGGAAGCUCCGCAGAGCCCCCAACAACUCCCUCUGUGAGAGUGUCCGCCCGACAGCGAUAUGUUUGCAGGGGUGCAUAGACCAACGGGCAGGCAGCUCACAGAGGCACAGCAGCGCUGAGCGGGGCAGGAUCAAGCAAGCACCCCAUCCCUCCCCCAGCACCCUCUCCUCGCUGUGUUGGAAGAUGGAGGCCCGGAGCGAGGCUCCCAAAUACCGGCUCCAGGAAGAGCGGAGGCACUGGCUCCAGCUGGCUCAGCAGCUGUUGAGUCUGGAAGAGGCUGUGUCCUCCCCAGCCUGGGAGUCGGUCACCUCCGCCCAGCAGCUCCGGGCCAGGCUGAGAGCUGAGGCCCUGUGUUUGGCUACAGAGCCCCAGGACCCAAGCCCCUGGGGGCACAGAAGGAAGGGCAGGGGGCUGGCCCCCAAAGACAAGACCCGGUUCCAGCCCAUCAUCAACCAGACCAUUCCUGAUUUUGAGAAGCUUCACAAGAGGUUCCAGGAGCAGCUGGAGAAGAGGAAAGUGAGAGCCAAGCUGACCAUCUGUAAACCCUUCCACCUGCAUGUGGCCAGCAGCUCUCAGCACCCGCCUAGGGAUGAGCUUAGAGACUGGGAGCAGCAACAGCUGUGCCAGCUCUGGAGCUUCCACUGUGGGGCCCAGUCCUGCUCAGAGUUUGACCCCCUGGCCUCGGUGCCACCCACCAGAGCCUCUGACAAACGGCAGGAGGCCACCAGGCUAUUGCUGUUGGAGUGGGAACGGCGGGAGCAGCAGGAGAAGAGGCGAGCAGAGCAGCGCCGGGUCAAGCAGCAGCAGGUGCAGAGGGAAGUGGCCAAGUGUCUGGCAGCCUACAGUCCCCCGGGCAGCUUGGCCCAGACCACGCAAAGGAAGAGGGAAGAGCUGAAGAGGCUGGAGCAGCAGCGCAUGGCAGAGUAUGAUGCCCAGCUGCGGGAGAUCCAAGAGAGGGUGGAGAGCCGGCCCUACCUCUUUGAGCGUGUCAUGCAGACCAAUGCCCGCCUGGCUGUGGAGCGGCGCUUCUCCCAGGUGCUGGCAGCGCUAGGCAUCGAUGAGGGGCUGCUGUGGAGACAUUCAGGGCGCCUGGCCAAGGGCAACACUGCCAGGACAGCUGGAAGAGCCACACAGAGGCGGUCAUGGAGUCUCUCCUAGACCAGGUUGCAGCUGAACAAGAGGCUAGAGUCUCCUCUGGACACCGCCUGAAAAUAAUCCUGGCUGGAAUGGAGAAGGGUCACAUACAGCUCCCUGCAUUAGAGACGCAAAGUACCAGCAAAUAAAUGAGUCUUUGAGAGCAGAGUUUGCUUUUUUUCUUACUGGGAUUACUGCACCAAAUUGAGCAGGGGUUGUGCUGA
Dermochelys coriacea (leatherback sea turtle) is the source of this 1948-nucleotide messenger RNA. RefSeq names its product testis specific 10 interacting protein (gene TSGA10IP). Gene Ontology annotation, cellular component: cilium; ciliary basal body; photoreceptor connecting cilium. The transcript has 8 exons. Gene Ontology annotation, biological process: cilium organization. The coding region runs from base 27 to 1748 and encodes 573 amino acids. The record is from RefSeq and is a predicted model, not a curated record. Lineage: Eukaryota; Metazoa; Chordata; Testudines; Dermochelyidae.